AUGAUAAUUCAAUCUACUACAAAAGAUCAACUGAAAACUUAUACAAUAUUUAUGUAUCAUUCACCUCAAUGUCAAUAUGAAACUACACCAUUUGAAAAUAUCAAACCGGAUGAAACAAAAGCUUUUGCAAAACUUUUAUUAAAACCAAGCAAUGAACGUGACAAAAGUGAUUAUAAAAAGGCUAAAUUCACUCCUUAUCAUAUGGAUAGCUUACCAUCACUCACUUCAUCAAAUUUGUCAACUGUAAAACAGCAUACAAAUAGAUCUCGGCUUAAAGCUUUAAGAUUUCUAUCAAAACCAAUUCCAAAGAAAACUCGCAGCUUUUAUGUAAUAAACAUGUCAGCACCUUCAGUGUGUUGUAUACGUCAUCAGAGACUACUUUUACAGAUAUGUACAUUACUAUUAUUACUAUUGCAAAUUUGUAAAUUUGUGUAA
This is a messenger RNA of Trichobilharzia regenti, 435 nucleotides long. NCBI's taxonomy places the organism in Eukaryota, Metazoa, Platyhelminthes, Trematoda, Strigeidida, Schistosomatidae. The record is from the annotation of a GenBank genome assembly.